Molecule: messenger RNA, 2851 nt
Organism: Orbicella faveolata
Lineage: Eukaryota; Metazoa; Cnidaria; Anthozoa; Scleractinia; Merulinidae
Source: RefSeq, a predicted model, not a curated record
UAACUGUAAAGUGUUUUACCCUCGUUAAAUAAAGUUAAUCUUCUUCUUCUUUAUACUUUAAAAAAUUGAUUCCAAAAGAAUAUUUUUAAAAAAUGAUAUCUUAUUUAUAUUAUGAAACUUUCAGAUCUUCCCCGACCAGCGGCGUUCUUCCCACUUAACAAAGGUGCUAGAGGAAGGGACCUCGGAAACAGGAACCCGCCAGGAAGACUCAGGAAUGUUCGUGCAGCUCCAGGCCCACUCGGUCGGCCAGGCGGCUCCAUUAAGUUACUGGGGACACGAACCAGUUACAUUCAUUUUCCUAACAGGCGAGGUGGUGCCCUCGAUACUCCCUACUCCAUGACGGUGUUGUUAUGGGUUUAUCCAGAAGGAACCGCAGGUCCUUUAUUUAAUUACCACCCUAGUGCCCACGGAGUCCACUUCUGGUUAAGCACUCCAAGAACGUUAUACGCCAGAUUUAUGCGCCGGAAGGGAAGAAAAUACACUACGCCUGUAAAGAGUAGAGCCAUACAGCUUAGAAAAUGGCAGUUUAUCGGAGCAAGUUACGACAGGAAUACUGGUACAGCGGCACUGUGGAGGAAUGGCAAAAAGAUUGCUAGAAAGUUCAUUGGUCGAAUUCGUCUCGCCACCAAUUAUCCCGUGCGCUUAGGAGCGAGGUUUGGGGAUAGGCGCUACUUUAAGGGCCGUGUGACCUGUCUCCAGGUGUAUUCCAGGGCGUUGACGAAAGCGCAAGUGCGACGUGCUGCUAAGAAAUGUUUCAAAGCAGCUUGUAAAUCGCUUUUCUCCAUAUUGACAGCAUCCUACAAUCCUGUCGCUGUCUACCCGCUAAACGUCCUCACUAAAGGCAGAGAUAUGAGUGCUCGUAAAAACCCUCCGGCCACCCUCGGCAGCGUUAGACCAGCUCGGGGACCCAACGGGAAACCAGGAUCCUCCUAUCAAUUCUUCGGCCGCCCAAACAGCUAUAUACAACUCCCGAACAACGGUGCAUUGGACACAGUGAAAUCCAUUACAAUAUCUCUGUGGGUGUACCCCCAGAAGCCUGGACCACUUGUUAAUUAUAACCCCAAGGGACAGGGAGUGCAGAUCUGGAUGGUUAGCCGAACUCAGUUGUUCGUGCGAUUUGUCCGACGCCGAGGUCGUCGGCUGACUUCGCCGCUUAUUUACAGAAUAUACCCCCGAAGCUGGAGCUACAUCACAGCGACAUACAAGCAGAGCACAGGCGUGGCGAGACUCUAUGUGAACAAUCGACUGGUUAAAAGAAAAGUUAUCGGAAAAAUCCAAUUGGCAACUAACUAUCCAGUCCGAAUUGGAGCCAAAAUCAAGGGCACCAGGUUUUUCAAGGGACGUUUGGCCUGCCUUCAAUUCUAUAACACCGCUCUGACCGGAAGACAGAUUGCCGUGAGAAAGAAGAUGUGCUUUAAAACACGCGGUAAGAUGGUUUAACAGAUGGCUUACAAUCUUACAUGUCUAAAAGGGAGGUUAUGGGGGAUUCUUCUAUGUUUAGGGUUGAGAGUUAUUAGAGGGAAAAAUAUACACCACCAAACGCGCCUAGCCUUUUUUGGCGUUAUGCACUUAAUAUUCUGAUUUUAGAAAUUUAUUGAAAGUUCAUUGUUCUCUUUUAUUCAAAAGUCCACUUAAAUUAAAUCCAUGAAGUCAAACAUGUAUGAUGGCCACCCCAAAGCCAGAUAAAUUUAAGUUAAAUGGUUUUGGUAAAAAUAUAACAAAGAAACCCAGAUUUGCGCUCUAAAGAAGCUACAGAAAGGCUAAGCUUUUCUUGAUGUUUACUGUUAAUUCUCCUUAGUUUUCAUUUCAUUUUCUUUCCUUUCAGUCCCACUACCAGUAAGUUACAAGCCAAAACCAAUCAGACCAGGUCAGUUUUGAUUACUUUGAAAUGUCCUUACAAUUUAUCCUCAACCCGUCUGCUGAGAAAUGAGAGGAAAAAGAAAUUACUGGAGGCGAUACAACGUUGCUGCAAAGGAACAAGAAAUUCUCGCAUCUGACUUUUAAGAAAAGUGCCACAAUAAGAAGGAAGAAUUGUUUUUUCGAGCUUGGGAUUAGAAAGGAAAUGCCAACCCAAGGGAAAAAGUCUAACUUUAUAACAAUAUAUCAUUAUUUUUAUAAAAUUAACUGCCCUCGCUAGUUCCACCCCUAGCACCGGUUAUUUGGGUCGUCACGCAACAUGACGAUUCAAGUAAUGGCUGCGAAGGGGACUGCGCCUGCGCCAGUUCGCGUUAUUAAUUUCAUUCAUUUGCUUGUUUUCUAAAGUAUGCCGAAAGAGACUGGACAUAGGUUUCCUAGUAGAGAGCGGCAGAAUAAGCUCUGGUAAUUUCCAGCGCACUCUUCGUUUCAUCAAGAAACUUGUAGUGUCGUUCCCACGUGCAAGGAUUGGUCUCGUGUCUUAUUCCAAGCGCGCCUCGAAAGUCUUUGGAUUUUAUAGGUAAGAUCGUCUUCUCGCAUUAACCUUUUUUGCAGCAACUGGAAAUGACGGUCGCAGGUACAAUGGCUAAUUUCCUCUAUGGGACUGAAUAUUUAUUUUGAUGAAUACAACUACCAUGAUUCCCUGCAGUCGCGUCUCAUAGAGGGAAAUGACCAUAAAAGUGAUGUCGAUAAAUUUCUGUUUGAUUGAGAUGCUACACAGUAGUAUGGUAGCGUUUUUAGCUCCACAACAGGGAGUUUAAGAAAACGACGACAGUAAUGAGAACGCCGCUAAACAAAAAGUUUAAUGAGCAGAACAAUGACGGUCCAUGUGCGUUAGAAAACUUGGUACAUUUCUUUGCCAUAGAAAACAACAACGUGAAAUGACCAAAUUUGGCGUUGACUGCAGAACGUGAAUCAUUUCAAAUUUAUCGCUAUA